Molecule: messenger RNA, 3779 nt
Organism: Lagopus muta (rock ptarmigan)
Lineage: Eukaryota; Metazoa; Chordata; Aves; Galliformes; Phasianidae
Gene: USP13
Product: ubiquitin specific peptidase 13
Exons: 21
Coding region: 612-3020 (802 amino acids)
Biological process (GO): protein deubiquitination
Molecular function (GO): cysteine-type deubiquitinase activity; protein binding; zinc ion binding
Source: RefSeq, a predicted model, not a curated record
CUGCGGCCCCCUCCCCUCAGCCGCCCCUCGCGGGGAUCGCGCCGGGCCGGGCCCCGCUCCCCUUGACCUCCUGGUGGCGGCCGGGAUGUGUUUGAGGAGCAGGUGCUCGGAAAUGGCUCGUUUUAAACGGAGCUGGGGUCGUAUUCGAAAUCGGUGCUCCACGUGAGGCUGAGGUUUCCCGGCGGCGAUUGAGCGCUCCGCCUCGAUGUCCGAAUGGCGUCGGUCUGAGCGCAGCUCUGGGGGCUGCGUUACGGAAUAGCCAACGAAAGGCGCCUCGGAGAUUUCUGUGUCUUUUCCCCGCCUCUUUUCGGUAAUUCCUUCUAACGCAGAAAAUCAAAAAUUGGCUUUAAAGGUGACUCAGCUGUCUGGUGCUCAUCAGCCCUUGUUGUAGGGAGGUUAUUUUUACCGUGCUCUUCGGCUCUCAAGUGUCACCCAGCAGCCCUGGCUGCGGGCGGUCUGAUUAAAGCUGCCCCUCAGACCCUGCUGCAAAGGCGCUAAUUGCGUUAUGUGCUUAACAAGUUUUGUUGGUUCCUUGCGGAGGGGGAAUCAACGUAGUGCAGCCUUUCCUUCUGGUUUCUGCUCAGGAUUCAGAAGGAGGUCUCUAUGUGUGCAUGAACACGUUUCUGGGAUUUGGAAGGGAACACAUUGAAAGGCAUUACCGGAAAACAGGACAGUGUGUAUAUUUGCAUCUGAAACGACAUGUGAUAGAGAAGGUACCAGGGGCAUCUGGUGGAGCUUUACCAAAAAGGAGGAAUGCUAAGCUAUUUUUAGAUCUAGAGGCAAAUGGUGAUCUGAGCAGUGAUGACUUUGAAUAUGAAGAUGAAGCAAAACUCGUUAUAUUUCCUGAUCACUAUGAAAUCUCAUUACCAAACAUAGAAGAGUUACCAGCACUGGUGACAAUAGCUUCUGAUGCACUUCUCAGUGCAAAAUCACCCUAUAGGAAGCAGGACCCUGACUCCUGGGAAGAAGAGCUACAGGCAUCUAAGCAUGCUAAAUCGCUUGUGCAGUUAGACAAUGGUGUUAGAAUUCCCCCCAGUGGUUGGAAGUGCUCAAAAUGUGAUCUUCGGGAGAAUCUGUGGCUGAACCUGACAGAUGGUUCAGUGUUGUGCGGGAAGUGGUUCUUUGAUGGUAGUGGAGGGAAUGGCCACGCAAUGGAGCACUACAAGGAGACGGGUUAUCCCCUGGCAGUGAAGUUGGGAACCAUCACUCCUGAUGGAGCAGAUGUCUAUUCCUUUGAUGAAGAGGAGCCGGUGUUAGAUCCCCAUAUAGCAAAGCAUCUGGCACACUUUGGGAUUGAUAUGCUGCAGAUGCAAGUGGCAGAGAAUGGUCUAAGAGAUAAUGAUAUAAAACCAAGAGUCUCUGAAUGGGAAGUGAUUCAGGAAGCUGGUAUGAAACUCAAGCCCGUGUAUGGCCCAGGAUAUACCGGCAUGAAGAACCUGGGAAAUAGCUGCUACCUCAAUGCUGUCAUGCAAGCCAUUUUCAGCAUCCCAGAGUUCCAGCGAGCGUAUGUGGGAAACCUUCCGAGAAUAUUCGACUACUCCCCACUUGAUCCGACACAAGAUUUCAACACCCAGAUGGCUAAACUGGGACACGGCCUCCUUUCAGGCCAGUAUUCUAAACCACCCAUGAAAUCUGAGCUUAUUGAACAGGUGAUGAAAGAAGAACACAAGCCUCAACAAAAUGGAAUAUCUCCUCAGAUGUUUAAGGCUUUUAUAAGUAAAGACCACACAGAGUUUUCCUCUAAUAGACAACAAGAUGCACAGGAGUUUUUCCUACAUCUUAUAAAUCUAGUAGAGAGGAAUCCUGUAGGUUCAGAAAACCCCAGUGAUGUUUUCCGUUUCCUGGUGGAAGAACGCACGCAGUGCUGCCAGUCCAGAAAAGUCCGCUACACAGAGAGGGUGGACUACAUCAUGCAGUUACCUGUUGCCAUGGAGGCAGCAACAAACAAAGAUGAAUUAAUUGCAUAUGAGCUGAAAAGGCGAGAAGCAGAAGCUGCAAGGAGAGCUCCACCAGAACUUGUCCGUGCCAAGAUCCCAUUUAGUGCAUGUUUGCAGGCCUUCUCUGAACCAAGCAAUGUAGAGGACUUCUGGAGCAGUGCCCUUCAAGCAAAAUCUGCAGGAGUUAAGACUUCUCGUUUUGCUUCAUUUCCUCAGUACUUGGUGGUGCAGAUAAAGAAAUUCACCUUUGGCCUUGACUGGAUACCCAAAAAGCUUGAUGUUUCAAUAGACAUGCCAGAUUUCCUAGAUAUCAACCACCUUCGAGCCAUGGGUCUCCAGCCAGGAGAAGAGGAACUUCCUGACAUUGCACCUCCCAUCAUCAUUCCUGAAGACCCAAAAGAUCGUAUGAUGAACCAUUUUGUGGAGUCUCUAGAUAUUGAUGAGUCUUCGGUUAUGCAACUGGCAGAGAUGGGUUUUCCUUUGGAAGCGUGUCGGAAAGCUGUGUACUAUACAGGCAACCUGGGUGCUGAAGUGGCUUUCAACUGGAUCAUUGCACAUAUGGAAGAGCCAGACUUUGCUGAACCAUUGGUUGUACCUGUGUUUGGAGGAGCUGCUUCCAGUGGUGUGGCUGGCUUUGGGGCUGUUGAAUUGGAUAAUCAACCUCCUGAAGAGAUGGUCUCCAUCAUCAUUUCCAUGGGCUUCCAAAGGAGCCUAGCAAUUCAAGCUCUGAAGGCAACAAACAGUAACUUGGAGCGUGCACUGGAAUGGAUCUUCAGCCACCCUGAAUUAGAGGAGGAAGAUGGGGAGUCUGCUUUGAGCAUGAUGGAUUUGGAGAAUCAUACUAAUGCGAAUAUCCUUGCAGAGGCAAGAUCAGAGGGACCCAGGAUCAAAGACGGGCCUGGAAGGUAUGAGCUGUUUGGGUUCAUCAGCCACAUGGGAACAUCCACAAUGAGUGGUCACUAUGUUUGCCAUCUCAAAAAAGAAGGAAGAUGGGUGAUCUACAAUGACCUUAGAGUCUGUGCCUCAGAACGACCUCCCAAAGACCUGGGCUAUAUUUAUUUUUACCACAGGAUACCAAGUUAAGCCUCAAAUGUAUUAUCUGGCCUUAAGAAGCCAUAAGCCUUUUAACCUGCCAAAAAAAAAGCAUCCAAGGAAAAAAAUAAAUCAACAGAAGACCCCUACCCCUUGGACUACCAAAAACAAAGGAAAACAUGGGAUGUUUAUAGUUAAUUUAAAAACAGUCAUUUGAUGCCUUCUUAAGUGUUAGAGGGAGAAUUUCUAUCAGGUGAUGUAUAGUACCUUGUUUUAAAUUUAUACACCGUGAAGGAUACCUUAAGACCAUGCAGAUUACUGGUGGAGUUUGCAGCUAGUAUGUGGAGAAAACAGAAGUUUCAGAAUGGGACAAAACCAAACCAGUUCAGCCCAAUUCCUGCGUCUUCAGUCCACGCAGCUGUUGAAGACCAUGAAGACCCAUCUGCAUCUUUGGUAACUAGGAGCCACUGCUUUCAACCAUAUUCCAGACAACUUAGGGAAACGCUGGGAGGGGAUGUAUUCUACAAAGCAGAAUGUCUUAUUUGAGAUUAUUUUCAUUACAGUGAGAAAAGCCAGCUACAGUUGUAGCUGUUGGAAUUCAGUCUUACAGUGUUUUGGUUUGUGUUGUUGAUCCAUAAGCCUAAGAAAUCAAUGGAGAUGUCAGUGCCCUGUACGUUUCUGCCAAAGAGAGGAUUUUAUUUUUACAGAGGUAGGUUUCUCCAUCAUCUCUAGAAUGUUUGUUUUGCAAGGUCUUCCAACAGAGUCAAGAUCACAGUUUGCUAAAAAAAAAAAAAAAAAAAGGCAGUUUUU